Brenthis ino (lesser marbled fritillary) is the source of this 2580-nucleotide messenger RNA. Lineage: Eukaryota; Metazoa; Arthropoda; Insecta; Lepidoptera; Nymphalidae. The record is from the annotation of a GenBank genome assembly.
AUGGAAGCAACACGGCACGUGUCGGCCCACUGGCUUUCAGCUUUAGUCCUUCUUUGUUCCUUCUGCUCCACCCACUCGUUUAAUAAUAAAGUUCACGAGCACAUGACAUCAGACGAAGUUCGGAGUGUCUUUCAUGUAGACCAUCACAGCCAAAUACCAAAAUACCACGUAGUACACCUCACCCACCAUCUGUCUAGGCGGAACAUUGCCACCUCACACCCAUCAAACACCCAUUCAACGACAAGCGGGAAAAUUCCCCAUGAAAAGAUCUCAAAAAGCAAACCAGUACUAUCUCUCCUUAAAGAUGAAAUGUUCGUCAAAGCUAAGGAAUACGUUAAGGAUGUUGAUAUUGUCGGUGAUUUAAAUAAUAAAGUGAAUUUGCAAUUUGACGUGUCAAGUUCUAGUGAUAGUGUAAGUGAAGGUGAUAGGGAAAAUGCAGCGGAAGAUCAGGAAGAUGAUGUUCAUAAGAUCGAGUUGGAAGCUUUUGGGAAGCAGCUCAAGCUGGUGUUAAGAAAACAGGAGGGUCUGGUGAAGAGAGAUGGACUGAAGAUGUGGCGGGUGUUGACCAAUGAAUCACAACCACAUGGAAUUGACUACGAAGAGAUGAAAUCGGAAGACAGCGAAGAAAUUGGUGAUCUCUACCAGGACGAUGAGAACGGAGCAGCUUUACUGAUCAGAAGACAUCCCAAGCAUGGAAGGCUUGUAGUGGAAGGAUCGAUUGGCCACGACCUGGUGAUAAGGCCCAUCCCCGACUCUAUGACGGCGCAAGACGACGAAAUGUUCAUGGAUCCCAGAACUAUGAGCGACAUGGUCUCAAUAGACACUGGGCUGCCUAUUGUAAAAAGGAGAAAAAUUCAACAAGAACAAAUACAAGAGGCGCUGAGAGGCGCCGGGCAUGUUAUCAUUAAGCGAGAUCCAGCAGAAAGCGACCAUCUAAGUGAUUACGCCUUCAUGGAACCAGACCACAUAGGCAAGAGGUUCAGGCGGAAAAGAUCGACAGAUUCACACAGCAGACGAAAACGGGAGGCACCAUAUGUGAUAUACCCUGAAAUCCUUGUCAUUGUAGAUUACGAUGGUUAUAGAUUGCAUGGAGGUGAUAAUUUGCAAAUUAAAAGGUACUUCGUAUCUUUCUGGAAUGGUGUAGAUCUAAGGUAUAAACUUUUGAAAGGACCCAGAAUAAGGAUAUCUAUUGCCGGAAUUAUUAUAUCUCGGGGUCGUGAUGCGACACCAUAUCUAGAAAGAAACCGCGUAGGUCGAGAUGCGAUCGACUCCGCCGCCGCUCUCACUGACAUGGGCAAGUAUCUCUUCAGAGAGAGGAGGUUGCCUGUUUAUGAUAUAGCUGUUGCUAUAACCAAACUAGACAUGUGCAGAAGACAGUAUGCGAACGAUGCGUGCAAUAGAGGGACUGCAGGAUUCGCGUACGUCGGUGGGGCGUGUGUGGUGAACAAACGAUUAGAAAAGGUCAACUCAGUUGCUAUUAUUGAAGACACUGGUGGUUUUUCUGGUAUCAUUGUUGCUGCACAUGAAGUAGGACAUUUGUUAGGAGCAGUACACGAUGGUAGUCCCCCACCCUCUUAUCUAGGCGGUCCAGGAGCUGAGAAGUGUAGAUGGGAAGACGGAUUCAUUAUGUCAGAUUUAAGACACACUGAGAAAGGUUUCCGGUGGUCCCCUUGCAGUGUACAGAGCUUCCACCACUUUUUAAAUGGUGACACUGCAACGUGUUUAUACAAUUCACCCCAUGAAGACGACUCGUUACCACGAGUGUUGCCCGGAAGGCUACUCACAUUAGAUGCUCAAUGUAGGAAGGAUAGAGGAACUAGUGCAUGUUUCAAAGACGAGCGGGUGUGCGCGCAACUGUUCUGCUUCGACGCGGCAAGCGGCUACUGCGUGGCGUACCGACCCGCUGCCGAGGGCUCUCCGUGUGGGGACGGACAGUACUGUAUAAACGGGCGGUGUAUUACCGAGCACGAAAAUAUAAUACCGGACUAUUCACAACACACGCCGAGCUACGUGCGACCUGAAACUAGUCCAUUCUACGGUAAUAUCACGAGUACUGAAGCAACCACUGAGCCGUACGUGGCUAGUACAGAAGCACCAGAGACUAACAAGCCUAACUAUUACUCUUAUUACCAAAAGAAAAACGAUUACUCAACAACGACGACGACUCAAUCCACUAUGAAUCCAUACAAAUAUUACUACCACACAACAAAACAGACCGAGCUGACGGAAAAAUCAACUGAAGCAACACAAAGUACACCAACACCUAAAUUCAAAUUCUCAACCACAAAAAAUCCUUACGAUUUCAAUGAUUUCACAACAAAGUCACCUAAAGUAGAACCGAAACGUGGUUUCCUCAGUAAAGACGAAUUGGAUAGUUACUUCGGAGGAAGUACGACGAAAAGCCCUUUCUCGGACAAAGGAUUCAAAUCAGUAUUCAAAAUUGGAACUUAUUACUCUCAAGCGAAGUCUUCAGACAAUUCCAUUAGACCUGACGCGAAUUCUCAGCAAGUUCAAAUAGAACCGGCAAGAUUACUUUUCUCUUAUCAAAGGAACUUGACAUCGGGAGAAAUUAUAAGAACA